This is a messenger RNA of Mesorhabditis spiculigera, 2808 nucleotides long. Lineage: Eukaryota; Metazoa; Nematoda; Chromadorea; Rhabditida; Rhabditidae. The record is from the annotation of a GenBank genome assembly.
AUGGCCGCCGACGGCGACUCGGCGCACAUCCUGCUCCUCAAAUGCAUCGACGAGGGCCGAGUGGACGUCCUCUGCUCCAUUCUCUCGCAAUUGAAAACACAGCCAAAUUUCCACGAUGAGGUAGAUGGGAUCUUGAAGAAUGGCGGUACGCUUCUACACCAUGCAGUGGCAAUGGAUAGUGUCGACGUGAUCAACGCCUUGCUGAACAAUGGCGCGAACCCGUGCGUGCAGAAUGACCAGGGAAAAACGGCGUUUCAGAUGUGUUGCUCGGACCCGGCGAAGAACGCUUUCAUCCAGGAAAUUCUACGAGCCGUCACGAUGAGCAACACUGGCCGUGUCUGCCAGCUGAUUUCCUGCGGCGUUCCAGUCGAUUCGUUUGACAUGCCUUCGACCAAAAACAGCCUCCUCAACUGGGCAGCCGAUUUUGGGACCCCGGAAAUUGUUCGAACCCUGUGCGACUCGGGGGCUUCCGUCAACUUGGAAAACGCUAAAGGCGAAACACCACUACACGCCGCGGUGAGGAAGGGGAGCGAAGAUAUCGUCAGGCUGCUGCUGAGCUACGGCGCUGAUCCGACGAAGAAGAACAACAAGGGCGAGGACUCCUUCGCGAUCGCCGCAGCCAAGGGUGGUGCGCUGACCCCGUUGCUGAGUGUUGACACGGUGACGCGCGGCGUGCGGCGUAGCGCUUCGGUGGAAUCGCUGGAAUGCGACAGGGCCUCAAUUAUAAGCACCGAGACGUCGGCCGCAAACCUGUUCGCAAAUGACAGGUCGUCAACAUUUGUCGCCGGACGGCUCGACUCGUGGACCGACCUGCUAUGGCCCCAACCGACACAGAUCCGCAUUUUCUCGCAGAGCCGCUCUUUUCAAUUGCCCAAGGAUGGCAGGUUAAAAAUCUACUUCGACGACGCGUCCGAGGGCGAGCCCCGCCAAAUGAUGCAGGCCAUUCAGAUCAGCUCCCCGCUUCUACAAUCCGUUUCUGUCGAAUUGGAGUACCGAGGCCAUAAGACGGCCGACCACGAGAACUCGCCACUCGACGGGAAAGUGCUCGUCGGCGUCUACAAAGACGGACGACCGACUGGAUCAUAUUGCUUGUCGAUCGAGAAUAAUGGAAUUGAGAUCCAGGCAACCGAUUACGCCGGGGUGCGCUACGGGUUCGCGACGCUGGUGCAGAUACUCCGGAUUCACAAAUACGGCGCCAAGCUUCCGGAUGAGAAGGCGCAGAACGGGCACGUUAAUGGGAAUUCUGCCUCGCCGAGCGCUUCUUUGAACGGGUCCUUCCAAACCCCCGGCGAGAUCCCUGAUCUUCUCCCAUCCGGCGACAUCCCGGCGAUGGUGGUCCGUGACUGCCCAUCCCGAACUUUCCGAGCCGUCUACCAAGACUUUAGCGGAUGCCGAAUCCUGAAUACCGAAACGGUCCUCCAGAUGGCCACCCGGCUCAGCUACUGCAAGGCCAACUAUUUGUUCCUGAAUUUUGAGGUCCGGACGACCGAUCGCUAUCAGCUGCCCUACACGAACAGGGACCUCUUCCACAUGCUCCAAGUCUGCGACGAGCUUUUUAUCAAGCUCGUCCCUUCGCUGGACCUCCAGUCUUCCUACAUCGAGCCCCCAGCUGCCCGGCGCAUCAUCGACCAAUUCCUGGACGAUUUCCCGCUCUCUAACACCGCCCAUUUUGGCCCGAAUCUCGCAUCGAUACUUGUAGCAAAUCGUGCCGUCCUCGCCUCCGUGCAACGCCGAGUACCCACGAUUUUCCUGUCCGUCGACGUGGACGAAAAGAAUGCGGCCCAUCUCUCCAAAGUGCCGCCCUACGUCACCCUCUGCGUCGAGGGGAAAUUCCCGUUUGAUGCGGAACGACUGCUCUCCCCGCGGGUAUCAAUCGUGCUAAAGUUCGCCGUCGGCGACGAGGGCCAUCUAUGCGCCGCCCCGGACUCUACGGCCAAGAAAGCCCUACUCGCCGCCAAGCUCUCCGACAAGCCGCACGUGCUCGGGAAUAUGGUGUGCGAGCUGUCGACGGGAUGUGAGAUUAUGCCCCCAUCACUCUCGUACAUGCCUCUGUUGGCUGCUGUUGGAGUCAGCUGGAAUACACAGACGGAUAUGCGGAAAUUCGCUUUCCUCCUACCCUCGAUCACCGCCCAUCACUUCCUGUUGGAUGGCGACAUGACGCAGUUAUUCGAGCAGGCCUCGACUCUCGGGCGGGUUGAACAUACGUUAACUAGAUACAACCUCGGCCUCUGGAAGCCGUCGUCGCCCGACUUGGAUUCGUUGCUGAAAGAUGAGCUGUCCACCAAGAUGAAGACGUCCAUCUCGGUCUUCGUCGAGAUCAUCCUCAACCCGGAGAAUCUGCAGCUCGAUCGAUUGACCCCGGCCAUAUUCAAGAGAGCUCGCGUCGAGCUGCGCAAGAGCGCGCGCGCCUUGGACGAGGCGCGGAAGAGCCUACCCUACAAUUUCGAGCUGGCGUUGGUUUUGGCGGAGAUUCGCCUCGCCACCGAGCUAUUGGGGUUGGCGUCGAGGCUCGGCCAAUCCUUGUGCAUCCACAGCGUCAGCGCGCACUACGGCAGCGAGGCCGAGCGCAAGCGCUCAAGCGAUGGGCCAUGGAUGGGCGCCUCGCCUGGCCGUGUCGGCGUCUCUCAUCUACCGCUGACGAUCCGGACGGAUCUGGCGAAUCAGCUGCUGUCGAUCCGCGCCCAGUUCCAGCACGUCUGGCUGUCCCGCUCGAUGCCGUCGACGUUGCCGAACGCGAUGAAGAUGUUCAACAACCUGUUCAAGGCGCUCCUCCCGCCCGACAUGCACGAGUACGGGCAGCAGCUGCUC